Molecule: messenger RNA, 486 nt
Organism: Python bivittatus (Burmese python)
Lineage: Eukaryota; Metazoa; Chordata; Lepidosauria; Squamata; Pythonidae
Source: RefSeq, a predicted model, not a curated record
UUUUCCCCCCCUAUAAUGAAUCUGUCCCGUCUCCUGUAGAAGAAGCUUGCGACAAAGGGCGGUAAAAAAAAGAAGCAAGUUCUGAAGUUCACUCUGGAUUGUACUCAUCCCGUAGAAGAUGGUAUUAUGGACGCUGCCAACUUUGAACAGUUCUUGCAAGAACGAAUCAAAGUGAAUGGCAAAGCCGGGAAUCUUGGUGGAGGAGCAGUCACUAUCGAGAGGAGCAAAAGCAAGAUCACGGUGACCUCCGAGGUCCCGUUUUCCAAGAGGUAUCUCAAGUACCUCACUAAGAAAUAUCUAAAGAAAAAUAACUUGCGCGACUGGCUACGUGUGGUUGCCAACAGCAAGGAGAGUUACGAAUUGCGAUAUUUCCAGAUUAACCAGGACGAGGAGGAAGAGGAGGAGGAAGAUUAGAUACAAAGAGACCUGGAACUAUUUUGUACAUUCACUUUUCCUGAAAUAAAAUUGUGGUAGAAAUUGUUCUAA